AUGAUUGGGUUCAAGCCCCCCGAGGUGCCCCCAACAGCCACCAUGAAGUUCGGGGGGACAGGGACAGGCACCCGCAUGGCCGACCGCAUCACCUUCCCCCUGGACACCGCCAAAGCGCGGCUGCAGGUGAGGAUUCAGGGGGAGGUGAAGCUGCCAGGUGAGGGGCUGGCGACGCAGUACAAGGGCGUCUUUGGCACCAUCGCUGCCGUGGUGAGGUCGGAGGGACCCCCCGCAGCUCUACAGCGGCAGAUGAGCUUCGCCUCUGUCCGCAUGGGGCUGUACGACUCAGUCAAGCAGCUCUACGCCAAAGAUGCGCUGCUCAAAUCCCAUCUCGCAAACGAAAACGUCCCCUGCCACUUCGCCUCCGCCUCCGGGGCCGGCUUCUGUGCCACACUCCUCGCAUCCCCUGUGGAUGUGGUGAAGACGAGGUACGUGAACGCUGCUCCAGUGCAUUAUCGGAGCAUCGAGCUGAGAAAGGAGGGGCCCAAGGCUUUCUACAAGGGAUUCCUGCCCUCGUUCCUGGGGCUCGGCUCCUGGAACAUGGUGACAGUUGUCACCUACGAGCAGCUAAAACCGGGCCUGACGGCUGCAGGCACAUGGGGAGAGGUCCCCUCCUGA
Molecule: messenger RNA, 618 nt
Organism: Gavia stellata (red-throated loon)
Lineage: Eukaryota; Metazoa; Chordata; Aves; Gaviiformes; Gaviidae
Product: mitochondrial uncoupling protein 2-like
Biological process (GO): mitochondrial transmembrane transport; adaptive thermogenesis; response to cold
Molecular function (GO): oxidative phosphorylation uncoupler activity
Source: RefSeq, a predicted model, not a curated record